This is a messenger RNA of Liolophura sinensis, 3759 nucleotides long. RefSeq lists its product as uncharacterized. Gene Ontology annotation, molecular function: SH3 domain binding. Gene Ontology annotation, biological process: signal transduction. NCBI's taxonomy places the organism in Eukaryota, Metazoa, Mollusca, Polyplacophora, Chitonida, Chitonidae. The coding region runs from base 2054 to 3157 and encodes 367 amino acids. The transcript has 13 exons. The record is from RefSeq and is a predicted model, not a curated record.
CUGGAUGUCAUUUGACUGAAGGUCGUGCCCGUGUUCCAACUGUCGCUGAAGUUACAUCAACGUAUGGUCGAAAUCAUGUCAAAGUCACAAGCAACAACAAAAAGUAUAAUGAUAGAUAACGGACAAAAUCAUUGUGAAGGGUAGAACUUUUCACCUAACUGAAAAGAUAGAGUUUAUUAUUUCAUUAUUUCAUUGAUGGUUAUCGCUUCAUGUACGUAGGUCGGUGGAGUCCCAGAAUUGGCUGCUUACUCCUCGUGUAAUGCUGCCUGUCGUCGUAUAAGUGAAAUAUUUUUGAGUACGGCGUGAAACACCAAUCAGAUAUUCUCAUGAUGGAACAGUGUAAUGUUAGAGAUAGUCCGCUGACCGUAUUGCUGAUUGCAGUGCGUAAAAUAAACAUCAUUAAGUGCUGAAGAAAGCCUUUCAGAAUGCCACUAACAUGUAUAAAACAUACUUGCUCACUCAAACUGCAGAAAGCAGGGCCAACAUGUACUUCCGAGACCUCUGGAAUCGUAAAGAAUGUCACGGUUUUGCACACUUUCAUCACAUUUUGACUACAAGGUUGAGGGCUUUGUAACGUACACCAUGAACACGAAAGUGGCAAGCGUACCAGUGUCUGGAACGCAAAGAAAUUAAUUUCUCCCAGGUAUCACGCUGCAUUUAACUCUUCAGAAUCCUUAAGUUUCACUUAAACAUUGGAGAUUUCUGACAGAAUCUCUUACCAUUUGUGUUUACUGCCAAACUUUUUGACGCCUGGAGACCCAGUUACGUACGACCUUAAAGUGGCUAUACAGGACAGUUUUGGCCCAAAAAAAAAAAAUCGAACAACACAAAUGCGAUCGAAAUUUUGCUAUUUUAGAAGCCCAAAUAGGCCUAAUUACUUUUCCCGUAAUAUCUGCAUAGUCUGUGCACGUUACUAUUUAAAAUCGGUAUUAAAGUUCCUAAAAUUCAAAAAGUGAUAACUUUUCCAUCAGAAAUGAGUGAUAACUGCAGUAAGGCAAUUGUUGGAGUUGUGCUAAAUAAUUGCAUAAAAUUUGAUUUGAUGCGAAUAUGGAUUCCUUAAAAAAUCUGUAGCACAGCCUCUUUAAAAUGACAGGUAAAAGUUGAACCAUGCAUUUAAAGUGUCGACAGGUACUUCCAGAGUUUGGAAGACCCAUUUGAAGGGAGAUGUUAAGAUACCUAGCAGCCACAUAUACAUGUACCUAUAUUUCUAUUUUUAUAUUCCCCUGCUGCCAUUGGUUGGGACCAUAGAUUACCACUCACGAUUUUGUCAGUCCUUUACGAAACCGGUUUCUGGUUUUUCAUAACGCCUAAAUUGGAACUUGGUUCUUGGCUUGUAUUCAUUUUAGAUGUUUCGAACUAUGACAGUUUUAUUUAUUUAUAUAUUUAUUUGAUUUGUGUUUUACACCAUACUCAAGAAAAUUGCACCUAUACUACAGUAGCAAGCAUUAUGGUAGGGAGAAACCCACAAUCACCCGCAGAUUGCUGGUAGACCUUCCGACGUACGGCAAAACUUUUUAAGAACGGAUCAUAUUUAUUUAUUUAUUUAGUCUUCCAUUUUUGACAUAAUUACGUCCGUUUUUGUCCUGUUCUAUAAAACUACCACAAGAAUUUAUUGAUUAUUCGUGUACCUAACUGCUUAUUGAUUCAGUUACUGUGCACCUCGAUCGUCGGUUUGACCCAAAACACUCUAGUUUUACGCAUCAAUGGACAACAUAUUGUAUUCAAUUGUAUCAUUCAGCUUUUUUUUUUUUGGUAUCGCAUUACCUACACGCAUGAGCACAAAUUUAGGUCAAGUCGUGUGUACGCAGUAAUGUCCUCACUUCUGUACAUUGCCGAUGAGCCAGUAACACACUUCCGUGCUUGCUAAAUAAUCUGUGACUCGCACCAAACACAAGUAAACUUGGAUCUGUCAAGACUCGAAUUCUUUCUAAACAUCGGACUACUAUAGCAGCGGUGGAAUCUAUUACUGACGUCGUUUUUCCCUAUACCUGCAGCACAGUCAAGCAGUGUGAUGCGCUACGGCAAGUAAUGUGAUGAAGUGGCUGUCCAGUUCAUGAGCGAAACCAUGGCGACCUUGCCUCCACGCCAACCACGCUUAACUGCUGCACGCGAAAUUGUGGAAUAUCCGGAGUCUGUUUCCGGAUGGCUGAGAAGAUUGGGUAAAGUGGAGAGAAUCUUGUCCCCUGUCGUCCUUAAACUGCUGAAAAUAAAAUGGAGACAGAGAUUCAUAGUGUUGGCAGACGGAUAUUUGUACAUGUUUAAAGAUGAGACCUCAUCAACGCCGUUACAUUCCUCAUGUCUGGUUGGGUAUUUUGCGGUCGUGCGGGCUAUGAAUGAUCCAGAGGUGUCUAUGGUACCCUGGUGUUUUAAGCUAGAACCUCAUGAAUCCAGUAAGAUACACUACUUCGCCUGCACUUGCCAGAAAGACAUGGAGAAGUGGAUGUGGAGGUUCAAACGGGAGAUCAUGAAGGCUCACAAAAUGCCAAUAAGCAGUACUGACAGAUUUGAGUCUGGAGAUUACAUAUUCCUAGAAGCUCCAAUCAUGUCCCAGGGGCAAACUGAGAUGCCGAUGACUGGACUUCAGCGAGGUCCUGCAUCUCUGUCCGACUCCAAUGGUUAUGAUACGGACGACAUGGAUGAAGAUUACUUUGAAAUUGAUGACAACAGCCGUGACAAAUCUGUAGGAGCCAGGAGUUUACCUUUACCAGAGAUUCCCAAACCAAGUCAUCCUCGUUGCCAAAAAGCUAAUCCCAAAGGAAAACACCACAAGGAGACGAAUGGGCCCACUGCCAGAUCUCCGAUCAGUUAUAAUCCCCGUGGCGUGAGAGAAACAAAGGAGGCUUCAUCUGGAAGCUUUAUGUUUGACAGCAGUGAUAAAAAAGCUGCCGCAAGACUCCUGGAGAAAGCCAAAAAACCGGGCAUCUAUUUAGUUAGACCGUCCCGCAGGUGUGAGAACCAAGAGGUCCUUGCCGUGAGCACAGCCUACGGAGUGAAGGAAUAUCAGAUAUUUAAUGUGGACAACAAGAAAUCGUUGGACAAAUGUGCUCAGUUUGACACCGUUGAAGAACUGGUUACGUUCUACAGAAGGAACAAUUUACCUACACAUCCUAUCAAACUCAGUCAGAGUUACAGUUUGGUAGACCUCACUGCCGAAUGACAUCGUCCUUUGAUUAACGCACAGACAAGCUCUUCGACUAGCACUGUUUCAGAUUUCUCUGCACAUUAUUGGGAAUUUCAGUCCUAAAACAUAUAGACAGUGGUAUAUGUGACGACUUCACAUGCUACCAAAGAAAAGAUAUCUAAUGUGAGAAAAGGGAUGUCUUUUAUGAUUCAUUAAAACUAUGGAUAUACAGUUGACGUUGGUGUCUAACGAUUCAAAUGCCGAAUUUAACUAUAGUACAGUUUAUAGCGCUGUUUGGUGUCAGUCGCUGACUUCAUGAUGCAACAUUAGCCGAUCUAGGCAACAAUUUUCACUUACUAAAACAUUAUCAUUCAAUUUGAUAUAUGUGUAUUGUGUUAUACCUGCAUGGAAAUAAAGCAAUAAAUUUUACGCUAUCUGAUUAAGGUAUAUUGCUAGAUAUGCAACAUGAUCGUCUGAUAUACAAUCCCAUAUGCAACAUGACAUUCCCGCGUUGCGUGGUGAUUUUAGCUCAGAAAUGGGCGGAAAUGCUUGUGUUUGUUGUUGCUGAUCCACGUAGACAUUUUUGAAAUGCCCAUGCAUGUGUCACAGAUUGUAACCAAAUAUAGGUUAAUUUUUCU